Messenger RNA from Tribolium madens (black flour beetle), 1465 nucleotides. RefSeq names its product putative ribosome-binding factor A, mitochondrial. Gene Ontology annotation, biological process: rRNA processing. The record is from RefSeq and is a predicted model, not a curated record. The transcript is spliced from 6 exons. The coding region runs from base 407 to 1444 and encodes 345 amino acids. Lineage: Eukaryota; Metazoa; Arthropoda; Insecta; Coleoptera; Tenebrionidae.
UGACACUUCUUGUCAAAAAUUCUAAGGUUAAGUAGUUCUAAUACAAAAAAUUAUUCAAAAUUUUCAUUUAUUUGGUAAUGAUAAUGCAGUUAAUUGAUGUAAUAGAGUUUUAAAAAUUCAACAGACUAUUUUCUAGUUAGAACUUGCUCAACUAAAACUGUUUUCGGUUUACACUCUUUAUCAAAAAAAUAGUGGCAUUUUUUCGAAAAUAGCAAACUCAAAAUUGCAUUAUAUUAAAAACUUGUUCACAAUCACAAGUGACUAUAAAAAGUCCUCUCAUGUACUUCUCUUAAGGCUUGAUUUUAUCUGCUAUGUUUCCACUAGAGGGCGCUCUAUUACUUUUUUUUAAUUUUUCUGUGUUAAUUACGUGCAAUUUUUAUUAAUUUUAGUUUCAAAGAGAAGAAAAAUGUUGAGAAGUUUCUUGUUAAGUUCUCGGAGUUUUCAUACAUCGACUUUCUGUAGUGCAAAGUUGGGAAGAGUUAUGAAAAAAGUGAUGGGUCAGUCUUCAAAAAAAAAGAAAAUCUUUACUGAAGUGGGAAUUCUCCCAACUGCAGAAUCGUUUAGUAAAGGCAGUCAGGAAGGAAAAUUUUCCGGAAAUGCACGUCGCGUUUCUGUGCUUAAUAAAUUGUUUAUGAGACACAUCACCGACCUAAUAGCGACAGGGGAAUAUUCCUCUGAGUUUGAAGGACAUGAAAUUGAAAUAAACAGAGUCCAGAUUGCUCCCGAUUAUAAAGGUUUGAACGUUUUCUGGGUUGCUAAAGGAACACAAGAUGACGAAAUUGUGGAGAAAUUGUUAAAGAAAAAUGCGGGUUUUUUAAGGCACGAGCUUUCUUCCUUACGACUCGUAGGGGCAGUGCCUAUGAUACAUUUCGUAAAAGACAAACACUAUGCACAAAUUGCUGAACUGGAUAGUAGACUAGCGAAAGCCGAUUUCGGUGAAGAUCAUGUUCCUACAGAAAUGGUAGUAAAACUUAAAUCACAGUUGGAAUUAUUCACAUCUUUGCCAUGCAAUGUUAAGGAUAAAGUGCAAGAUGUAGAACAACAAUUUUUAGGAGACGAAAUUACUGAAGAGGAGGAAUUGCCCCCAAUGCCCCAAGAUGUUCUAGGACUAGAUCGUUUACAAAUUUUAAAUAGGAUAAAAAAAAGUAUGAAGAAAUCUGAAGCAAGUCAUAGGUUGAAAAAUGAAGAAUCUGAUUUGGUGCACACUAUUAAUGAAAACCCAAUCGAGUAUACGAGCAAUAAAGAACGAAGAGAGGCUUUUAAGAAUUUCUUAGAAAAGCGGGAGUUGAUGAGGUCCAAAGAGAAAAAACUAGAUAAGAAUUAUCUUCCCGACAUUGAAUAUAUAAAAGAAGAGCUUGAAUCACAUUCAGCUGAAGAUGACUCAAAUCUAGAAAUGUAUGAAGAACAAGAUUACAUUUUUGAAGAUGAGGAUCAUAAAAAUUAAAUAAAACAUUUGUUUAUCAAA